Lathyrus sativus (Indian pea) is the source of this 960-nucleotide messenger RNA. Lineage: Eukaryota; Viridiplantae; Streptophyta; Magnoliopsida; Fabales; Fabaceae. The record is from the annotation of a GenBank genome assembly.
AUGGCAAAAUCUAUACCAAAACUUGGUUCACGGAAAACUGGACGUAUUGGUUCGCGUAAGCAUCCGCGUAAAAUACCAAAGAGGGUUAUUUAUAUUCAAGCUAGUUUCAAUAAUACCACUGUGACUGUUACAGAUGUAGGAGGUCGGGUGAUUUCUUGGUCCUCCACCGGUUCAUGUGGAUUCAAGGGUACACGAAGGGGGACACCAUUUGCCGCUACAACCGCAACGGGAAAUGCUCUUCGAACAGUAGUCGAUCAAGGCAUGCAACGAGCAGACGUCAGCAUAAAGGGUCCCGGUCGAGGAAGAGAUGCGGCAUUAAGAGUUAUUGUUCGAAGUGGGAUACUAUUAAACGUUAUACGGGAUGUAACCCCUAUACCAUAUAAUGGAUGUAGGGCUCCUAAAAAAAGACGUUGGAAGUGUGUUGAAUCAAGGGUAGACAGUAAGCGUCUUUAUUAUGGACGUUUUAUUCUGUCUCCACUUCUGAAAGGUCAAGCAGAUACAAUAGGCAUUGCAAUGCGAAGAAUUUUGCUCGGAGAAAUAGACGGAACAUGUAUCACACGUGCAAAAUCUGAGAAAAUACCACAUGAAUAUUCUACCGUAGUAGGUAUUCAAGAAUCAAUACAUGAAAUUUUAAUGAAUUUGAAAGAAAUUGUAUUGAGAAGUAAUCUGUAUGGAACUCGGGAGGCGUCUAUUUCUUUCAAAGGUCCUGAAUAUGUAACUGCUCAAGACAUCAUUUUACCACCUUCGGUGGAAGUCAUUGAUAAGACACAACAUAUAGCUAACCUAACGGAACCUAUUAAUUUGUGUAUUGAAUUACAAAUUGAGAGAAAGCGGGGAUAUCAUAUAAAAACACUAAACAACAUUCAAGAUGGAAGUUAUACUAUAGAUGUUGUAUUCAUGCCUGUUAGAAAUGCAAAUUAUAGUAUUCAUAGGAGGAUUCUUUGCCAUUUGAGGCGUUAA